AUGCAUUUCUCUUCCAUUGUCGCCCAAAGCCUGUUGGCCACUGGCGUCACUGCGGCUAGAAGCAAGAAGGUCCGUCGCGACAUUGAGCCUGAAGGCCCCACUGACCCAGGCAUCACAUCGAAAUGCACAUAUUAUGAUACAUGGCUCGAUAAUAACAUUGAUUGUCGUUUGUGGCUCUCGGAUUGGAAUAUUAAGCCGCAGCAGUUCUCGGAAUAUAACCCUGUUAUCGGUGAUGGCUGCUCUGGCAUUCAGUUUGGCCACUCUUACUGUGUUGAGAUAAACCAUGGCAUGCCUGAAAAGCCAGACGAGCCCGAAGAGCCUGAAGAGCCUGAAGAGCCCGAGCAGACCGCGGACCUGUAUAGCCCUAUGGAAGACAGGCUGAUCGAGAGCUGUGUAGCUUCUCAUAAAGCGGCCAAGGACGAUAUAGGUAUCAAGAUUGUCUUUAACUUCGGAAUAUUCAACUUUAAUAUCUUCUUCAAGUAA
This is a messenger RNA of Fusarium sp. VM40, 483 nucleotides long. The record is from the annotation of a GenBank genome assembly. NCBI's taxonomy places the organism in Eukaryota, Fungi, Ascomycota, Sordariomycetes, Hypocreales, Nectriaceae.